Oldenlandia corymbosa var. corymbosa is the source of this 3424-nucleotide messenger RNA. Lineage: Eukaryota; Viridiplantae; Streptophyta; Magnoliopsida; Gentianales; Rubiaceae. The record is from the annotation of a GenBank genome assembly.
AUAUAUAUAUAUUUCUAAAUUGUUCAUCCAAUUAUAAAAAACAUGUGGAUGUCAUCCUCGUUUGCAUAGUGCAGCAGGCGACUGUGCCAGAGCCACAUCAUCUGUGCCUACAAUAAACAUUAGAAAAUUCUUAUCUACCUUUCAAAAGAAAAUUAAAUCUAUAUUUAAAAAUACCUGAAAUAUAAAAGUCUCCCUCUUCACCAGCUUCACUGGUUUGGCUCAAUUGACAGAGAAAAACUUACCUCACGGUUUUUUCGCCCCUCACCCUCAGGCCAAAGAUGGCCUCCAUCAAUAGCCUCGCCACUCCUCAAACUUUCCUCUCCAUCGUCAAGCCCAAACCCAGAUAUUCUCACCAACCAAAACCCUCCACCAAACUUCAAUUUCUUAGCUUCCCCUGUAAUCCUUCAAUAUUAAGAUGUCGUAAAGACUCGAACUUUAUAGUGGGCUCAUUAGCUAACGAGCUAGACGUAAUUCCAGUACAGAGCAAUGACUAUACCGAUCAACCGGAUGUGAUUGUUGUUGGGUUGGUAGAGAUUGAAACAGAAGGGGUCAGUGGAGGAGACAUUGUGAAUCAAGUGGUGAAUGGGUUUGGAAAUGAAGAGAGGUUAUCUUUCGAAGGGGCAACAACAUCUUCUUCAGGGUACACCAGUGGUGGCGGAGGAGGCGGCGGCGGCGGUUUUGGUGGGUCGGGGCCUAAUGGUGAAGCUGGGAAAGAAGGUCAGGAAAUGGACAAGCUGAUUGAUAGUGCUAUUAAUGCUUCUAUUGUUUUAGCUGCUGGGACUUUUGCUAUUACCAAGUUACUUACUAUUGACAGUGAUUACUGGCAUGGAUGGACAAUUUAUGAGAUCUUGCGAUAUGCACCUGAACAUAACUGGAGCGCUUAUGAGGAAGCUCUUAAGACAAAUCCAGUGUUUGCCAAAAUGGUGAUAAGUGGAGUUGUUUAUUCAGUAGGGGAUUGGAUUGCACAGUGCUAUGAAGGCAAACCCAUUUUCGGAUUUGAUCGUGCACGUAUGUUGAGAUCUGGUCUUGUUGGCUUUACCCUUCACGGAUCACUUUCUCAUUACUACUAUCAGUUCUGUGAGGCUCUAUUUCCAUUUGAUGAUUGGUGGGUUGUACCUGCUAAAGUUGCAUUUGAUCAAACAUUUUGGUCUGCUGUUUGGAACAGCAUUUAUUACACAGUUGUAGCAGUGUUGCGUCUUGAAUCUCCUGUCAAUAUCUUUAAUGAGUUGAAGGCAACAUUUUGGCCCAUGUUAACAGAUUCAGUCAAUCCUGCCUGGUUGAGGCCCUUUUGCCUCUUAUGCUUGGUUGAUAUGUAUGUAUGCAACUUUUCAAGCUAGCUCUCACCUUUAUCUCUAGACAUCUGUUGCAAGUUGAAGAACUUUCUAGUGACAGAAUAUUUUCAGUCAGGAUCAGAUGUGGAUUGGUAAAAGAUGAUAUGAUCUAAUGUGCAAAUCUUAAGAGGUUGCUGUUCAUUUUUAUGAAACACAAAUUGAGAUUGUAAUUUUGCAAUAUUUAAUGCCCCCUGAAUUCUAUCUUACAAUGAUUCAGGCAGGCUGGAAGUUGUGGCCAUUUGCUCACCUUAUUACCUAUGGUGUAAUCCCGGUUGAACAAAGGCUUUUGUGGGUUGAUUGCGUGGAGCUCAUCUGGGUGACAAUACUCUCCACGUAAGUACAUUGCAGCACAUAUGAUCAGCAUGUUGAUAAUAUUUCAUGGGGAAUACUAGGAUUGGUUUAUCUCAGAUUGAAUCAUUUGCCAUAUUGACAUGUAUCCUGCCCUUCCUGAUGUCUCUUUCUUCUAGAUAUUCAAAUGAGAAAUCAGAAGCUAGAAUCUCUGAGCUUCCCGUGGAAGAAAAUCCCAAUUCUACUUCAGUAAGUCCUCCAAUGAUCAUGUAGUUGGUGAUGAUUAAACUUUUAAACUCACUGCUAAGUUUGAUCAAUCCGGAGAAUUUACUCUGCUUUCUACUGAAUCUUCGUAGGAGUGACUCAAUACUGAUCUGGAUGUUGGAAAACCAUAUGAAUAAGAGCUGUUCGAUCCCUUGAUUCACUUGAGAGAUGAAAGCCUCGUAUAUCAAGGAUAUGUGGCGGGGGGGUACAUACAUUUAUUUCAUCGGUGUUUUCAAAAUCGAGGGGCAGGGUGAACGUAGUUACUGCACAGUCACCUUCUUCGUCUCUAACAACUGUAUAUUUAGUCCGUCAAUGUAGUCCUUGCUUAUAGUUAUUGUGUGUGUGUAUAUGACAAAUGCUUCCCAUCCCUCAGAAUUUCAAAAAUGUGCCUAGUGAAUACGAUUAGACAUCGCCGUACAUAUAAGCUCUCCAUUGUAUUGAUCUGAAACCUCAGAUAAGUAUUGAGAAUCUAAAGCAGUUUUUUAGAAUUGUAAUCUCUCUUUGUUUGAUCUCCAUCUCUUGCCUCCUGAUUCCUUCAGUUGUAUAUGGUAAGGAAAAAUCUGGAAAAAUUAUGAAUGGAAUUCUUGGAAUGAAAUCAUUCUAGAAACAAAAGAGAAGAUUGGCCCAAAAGGCAACCGUGUUCAUCAAAUAAAACUCGUUAAUCACAGAGAAGAACAGUUGAAGAAUGUACAAAAGUUACAGACGCUACAGCCUCUAAGAUGAAGAAUAGAAUCUUCAACCCAAAAAGAAAAAAGGGAAGAAAACGCCACCAAAGGGUGACAAUUGAGUGAUUGAGAGCAAAAAAAUGGUCCCCAAGACUAAUCUUUUUUCUAAAGGGCAAAUGGGCCGGCCGGCUGAAUAUUCCGUUCACUCGGUAGACAUAACGCGUAGCCGGCUGGGAGUCGGCCGGAAAUCCAACCACCGCAAAGUCGGCCGCUUGACCGGCGGCGUCAAAGCCCUCCUCAGGAUCUCCUUCUUAGCUUGCUUUCUUCUGAAUCUCUCCUGACUUGGUGGCGGUGUUACUAAUCGCCCAUCUGAAUUCCAACCGCCUCUACCUAACUUUGACUUGUUAUUGUAACGAACAUGAUCCAAACCGGAACUUGAAGAACUCGAACCGGAAGACGAAGAAGAUGCCAAUUCCACCACAUAGCUAUUAUUAUUAUUAUUAUUCCAUGGUUCACGCUGCAGAACCGGAAGCCUUUCUGUAGAAACUGAAACUGUCAUCUCCAUAGCAGCAGCAUCACUGAUCUCUACCAUUUUUUUUUUCCCCCAAAGUUUGAUCUAUUCUAUUGUGGUCUUGAUCUUUCUCUUCUUUUGAUGACUCUUUUGAUUUAUGGGUUCUUUUGGUUUUUCAUUUUUUUGGGUUUUAUAGGGUUCAAAAUGUCGUGUUGACUUUUUCCAUGGUUAAGGAGGCAGAGGUUUCCUAAGGCAGCUGGUUUUGGUUAGUUUGGUUCGGUGUAUUAUGGUUGUUUUGAGGAUUUCAGGGUUGGCGCAAUUUUCAUUUCUAUUUCUUUGGUUUUAUUACACGUUCUCAGUGUUUC